GCAGCAGCAGCAGCAGCAGCAGCAGCAUUUUCACUGCCAUCGAUGGUGCUGCCGCUGGGAGAUGCUGCACGCUCAGCUCCCGGCCGGAGGGGGGUAGCAGCAGCAGCGGCAACAGCAGCAACAGCAGCCACUGCCAUCGCCUUCGUCGCUAGCUCCUUCUUCCGAGGCAAGGAUUGCUGCUGGUGCUGGAAGAGAACAGCCAUGCCUCACCUUCUUCCUGACAUGGAGCUGCUGCUGGAGUGAGCGGGCGAGCGGGGCACGAAGCAAGGCAGAGCUCCGGCCGCUGCAUGGAUGGAUGUGUUUAGCUUUGUCAAGAUUGCCAAGCUCUCCGGGUAGGUCCUCCUCCUCUCCUCUCUUCACUGGGUCUUUCUUGGGUUAUCUCGAAUUCUUUCAGCUGCUGCUGCUGCUGCUGCUGCUUCCUCCUCCUCUCUUGGUCUCUCUGGUCCAUUUGGGGCGAUGAUGGGCGUUUGGCGCUGGAGAAGCGGAAGGGAGUGAGAGCCACAGAACCAAGUCUUCAGGCUGGCCUCCCCCUUCAGGAACCUGGACCUUGAACCAGGGAUCUUCCUAUGGAUGGGAGAUGACGGCAAACAGAGAUGGGAGAGACUACUUCAAUCACAUAACGCAGUCUGCCCCUUUUGAUGACCCACGAUUAGACAGCUGCCAAAUCACACCUCCAGCUCCUCGGAAAGUGGAAAUGAGGCGAGAUCCAGUGCUGGGAUUUGGUUUUGUGGCUGGCAGUGAAAAGCCCGUGGUGGUGCGCUCUGUCACACCAGGGGGUCCCUCUGAAGGAAAACUUAUACCGGGAGAUCAGAUCAUAAUGAUUAAUGAUGAGCCUGUCAACACUGCUCCAAGGGAGAGAGUCAUCGACCUUGUCAGAAGCUGCAAAGAAUCGAUCCUCCUUACUGUUAUUCAGCCUUAUCCUUCUCCUAAAUCGGCAUUUAUCAGCGCUGCGAAAAAGGCCAGAUUGAAGUCGAAUCCUGUCAAAGUGCGAUUCUCGGAAGAGGUCAUUAUUAAUGGCCAGGUUUCUGAAACUGUUAAAGAUAAUUCACUUCUUUUCAUGCCAAACGUUCUGAAAGUGUAUCUUGAAAAUGGGCAGACCAAAUCUUUUCGGUUUGAUUGCAGCACUUCAAUAAAGGAUGUCAUCUUAACACUUCAAGAGAAGCUCUCAAUUAAGUGUAUUGAACACUUUUCCCUGAUGCUGGAGCAGAAGGCUGAUGGGUCUGGAACCAAACUUCUCUUGCUACAUGAACAAGAGACUCUUACUCAGGUGACCCAGAGGCCAAGCUCCCACAAGAUGAGAUGUCUCUUCAGAAUCAGUUUUGUCCCAAAGGAUCCCAUUGACCUUUUACGAAGGGAUGCAGUUGCCUUUGAAUAUCUGUAUGUACAGAGCUGUAACGAUGUGGUUCAAGAGAGGUUUGGACCUGAGCUCAAGUAUGAUAUUGCACUGAGACUGGCUGCGUUACAAAUGUAUAUUGCAACCGUGACCACAAAGCACACGCAGAAAAUCUCUCUCAAAUACAUUGAAAAAGAAUGGGGCCUGGAGACUUUCCUCCCAUCUGCUGUACUGCAAAGCAUGAAAGAAAAGAACAUAAAGAAAGCACUUUCGCACCUUGUCAAAGCAAAUCAAAACCUAGUUCCUCCGGGUAAAAAGCUUUCUGCUCUGCAAGCCAAGGUACACUAUCUCAAGUUCCUCAGUGAUCUGCGGCUUUAUGGGGGCCGUGUAUUCAAAGCAACGUUAUUGCAGGGUGAAAAACGUUCCGAGGUGACACUGUUAGUGGGGCCGCGAUAUGGUAUCAGCCACGUAAUAAACACCAAAACAAAUCUGGUAGCUCUGCUGGCAGAUUUCAGCCACGUGAACAGAAUUGAGAUGUUUACAGAAGAUGAAACUAUUGUUCGAGUUGAGCUUCAUGUGCUAGAUGUAAAACCAAUCACUUUGCUAAUGGAAUCGUCAGAUGCCAUGAAUCUUGCCUGUUUAACUGCUGGAUAUUAUAGACUUUUAGUUGAUUCCAGACGUUCAAUAUUUAACAUGGCCUGCAAGAAAAAUAUUGGAAGCCGCGAAGCAGGGACUGAAAUUAAGGGGAAGCAUAACCUCCAUGGCCCUGAGUGGAACUGUGUAGCGAAAACGACGACAUUCCCAGCGGAAGGAGCGCAGGAGGUGCACAUGUAUAUAGACUCAAGACAAAAAACUGCAGAUGCUAAUGACAGCACCUUCUGCCCAAAAGAACACAGGCACUUGUACAUAGAGAGUGUUUAUAAUUCUAGUGUCCUUGAUCAGCAGCUGGCCAAACAAGAGGACUCUGCAGAGGCAGAAGAAGAGAACCAAAAUUUAAACCAGCAAUCUGCACUGUCAUACUCAGGAGGAAUAGAAUCAAGCAAGAAAACGCAGGGAUCUCCAAGAGCUGCAAAAGUAUCCUUUAUUUUUGGAGAUCACAGUUUGGACGGCAUUAACCCCCAAACCCUUGGCUAUGAAAGACUAAUGGAUGAAAGUCCAGAAGCACUGGAAAGGCAGAGAGCUCUUUAUAUAAGCCAUGCCAAUGACAUCAAGAGUUUGGAGUUGUCCCCUGAUGCUGAAAGCAUUCAGUUUGCUGCAAAUUCCGUUUUUGCAGGUUUGAAUGAUGGCAAAAUAUUUGGAGCUGCAGAAGGAAUAGAGGAGCCCUUGCUGCAUGACAUUUGCUAUGCAGAGAACACAGAUGAUGCCGAAGAUGAGGACGACGUAAGCUGUGAGGAAGACAUGAUUGUGGGAGAGAUCAACAGGCCUACUCUUCUCAGCCUUUCGGGUUCCAGUGAUGACAUCAUUGACUUGACAUCACUCCCACCUCCGGAAGGGGAUGACAAUGAAGACGACUUCCUCUUGCAUUCUCUGAACAUGGCCAUUGCAGCUCCUCCCCCUGGAUUCAGGGAUAGCUCUGAUGAAGAAGACUCUCAGAAUCACACAGUACAGUAUGGAGAGGACAGGGAGGAGACUAAUAAUGCAGGGAGUGAUGAUAUUCCAGUGUCGCUUAUUGAUGCUGUUCCUACAAAUACUGAAGGAAAAUGUGAAAAGGGUCUGGAUGAUGCUGUGGUUUCUACUCUUCAAGCACUGGAGGCCUUGGCUGCUUCGGAGGAACAGCAGACAAAUGACAACUCAGGUGUAGCCAUCUUGAGAGCAUAUAGCCCCGAAUCAUCCUCAGAUUCUGGCAAUGAGACUAACUCUUCCGAAAUGACUGAAACUUCUGAAUUGGCCACAGCACAGAAACUGUCUGAAAAUGCCACGCGCCUGUUUCUGCCCACUAACGAAGGUUAUCAACCGCUUGUGGAGCAGCAGGCUGAGUUCUCCAUCACCAAGAGCCAGGCUGGAGGCCUGCUGCUGAAAUCCGUACAGUCUUCAGCCAAUCAGCAAGUUGCAGAGCUACAGUCAAAAGUUGUGCCUUCCAAGCAGAUUCUCCAUUCAGAUAACAUGGAGAUGGAACCGGAAACCAUGGAAACAAAGUCUGUUACUGAAUAUUUCAGCAAGCUGCACAUGGGGUCCGUGAUAUAUUCUUGCACUACCAAACGGAAAAAUAAGGCGGCCGAAGGGGAAGGGAAAGCAACCCCUGAUGGCAAUGUUGUUAUGAAAAAACAUGUGGGGGCUAAAAAGACAGAAGCCGAUGAGCAAAAGGGCAAAGUCAGCACUCUCUCCUCAAGAGAGGGUCAGCGCAUAAGCACUUUUAAUGUGGAAAGAACUGCCUUUCGCAAGGAUGGCCAAAGAUGGUAUGCUGCUUCGGAUGAGGGAGCGGCAGAGAAGCCAAAUUCAGAAACGGUGAACGGAAAGGCAGUUCCGAGAGUUUCAAGCCUUGGGAAAACAGAGGUGGACUGUAAAGAGGAAGUGCACCCUGAGAUUAGUCCUAGUGGUGCUUUAGGGCAUGGGCCAGAUGAACAUUUUGUUUCAGAUGUGACUACUCUCUCUUCACCCAAGGAGCGCAAUGACUCUGAAGAUGCUAAUUCACCUGGCAAUGGCCACCUCCCAAAGCUCCUGGAAGCAGAGCAGAGCAUGACUAGAUUAUGUGAGUAUCACCUAGCUAAGCGCAUGUCAUCCCUGCAGAGCGAAGGCCACUUUUCUCUGCAAAGCUCGCAGUGCUCCUCAGUGGAUGCAGGGUGCAGCACAGGCAGCAGCACGUGCGGAACCCCGGUCGAAUCUCCUCUUUGCACCUCUGACGCAAAGCACAUUAUCCCUGACUCAGCAGGAAAGGGCCUCAGCUACAUUAUUCCAGCAGACGAAAGAGCUGCCAUGCUCUCCAGCCACGGAGCAACGUACAAGGAGCUGCACCAGCAGCCUGAAACUGUGUGCCACAGAAUGGCAGUGCCUGUUAUGCAUCCCACAGUCAAUUCCGCUGACCCACUCUUCGGCACGUUGAGAGAUGGAUGUCACAGGAUCCCCAAGAUUAAAGAAACUACAGCUUUCACAGAGCCUGUGACUGGAAGACAAGGAAGCAUGUCUUCAGCUUUUCCUAACCAGCCCAGAGCUGAUUCCAUCACGCUAUCAUCCCACAUUCACUCAGAAUCAAAGGUGCCAAUUCGAAACCAAGACUCUUUUGAUGUUCCCAAAGUCAACCAGUCAGGUGGGGUAGCGGUUAGUUUAUGGCCAUAUGAGAUGAUGGGGGGAAGCCUCAGGAUGCCGCACAACAGGAAAGUUCUGCGACGAAGCAGUAGCGUCACUGCAGAAUCGACAAGCCUCGAGAUGUUUCUCGAGAAGAAGAAAGCCGCAGUCAGUGUGUUAUGUACAGACAUCGCUGAAGCAGGUGGCUCAACAAAAUCGGAAAAAAGAGGAGAACUUCCUCUGGGCAAAACAUUAUCAAAAAGUUAUUCCCAGAGCUCUGUGAAUGUCAGCAGCAUGGGCAGCAAGAGAUCUCCUGUCUUGAAUGCCAUCCGGAAGGAGUCCAAGCAGUACAGAACGUUGCCCUUACGAAAGCUGGAUGCCAGCAAUUGGAAAUGCCGCGGACCCUUUAGCUAUUGUUUCCUAGCGAGAGGAAAUGCUGAAGAGGACGAGGAUGAAGACGAACGCAGAGGUGGUGCCCAGCUCUCGUUCCUCUAUCGUCCUGAGAUACAGUGCCAGGUAGCAGAAUUGUCCCCUCGGCCUCCUUCCAUUGAAAGUGAGGAGAAUGGGAAGGAGGGCACAAAGACUGCCAGCGAUGCCAAAAGCAGCCCAAGCAGCAAAAGCACUCGUGGAGACCAGGAUGGUCAAACCGAUAGGAAUCUCAGCGACAUGUCCUUCGAUGCACAAAUAGCGAGACUCAGCGUAAUGAAGGAGAAGAAUUAUGCAGUGCCUGAUGGAUUUCUUGCAGCACAAAAAGAUGCCAAUGAGCUCCUCUGUUUGGUCCGAUCGAGUAUGGGGAAGAGGGAGGAUCAUUCAGAAGCAUAUGACCUUAAACUUUCUCAGUAUAAACAACUGUUAUCUGUAGAAUCGAGACAGUUGGGAAGUGCCUGCAGGAAAAUGGCCAUGGCUGAAAAAAGCCCAGAGGAAAUGCUUGUAGCUAUGACUUCCAGCUUUCAAGUACUCUGUUGCUUAACAGAAGCCUGCAUGCGAUUAGUUAAAAUCAUGAACUCUGAAACACAGCAGGAGGAAAUUGUAGCUAAAAUAGAUGAGGUUGUAAUAAACUACAUUUGUCUUCUAAAAGCUGCGGAAGCAGUAUCUGGUAAGACCUCCAGUAACUCUAGCAUUAAACUCUUGGCUCGUAAUUCGACCACCAUGGCCACUAUCGUAAGCACACUAACACGUUCUCUUAAAAUGCUUUUAAAUAAAUAAACAGAAGUCACUUCAUAAUCUACCUUUGCAAAGCCAUACAUUAAAAAAAAACUUUUAUUAAUUGUACGUGUAUGAAAUAAUGUUUAAAAAAACCACCUUGACGCUCUCUCUGUAUAUUUUGUUAUUUUAUAUAAAAUAGGUAUGAGAUAGAAAAAACAAAAACAACUAUGGGACUUCUGACCAGUUCUAUCCUCCUCCUCUUUCUUUCUUUCUUUCUUUCUUUCUUUUUGAAGGAUAAAAACUAUAUAAAAGCAUUUGGAAGUUUGACUUUUUCCAUAGUCAAAUCUACAGGUGUUUGAUCUUAAUUUCUUAAGACUGCAAUGCUAGAGGAUUUACUUCCUUUCCCCCUCCAAGUUUAUACUUGGGAACUAUACUGUUCAUGGUUAGAAC
Zootoca vivipara (common lizard) is the source of this 6151-nucleotide messenger RNA. The record is from RefSeq and is a predicted model, not a curated record. Lineage: Eukaryota; Metazoa; Chordata; Lepidosauria; Squamata; Lacertidae.